Peromyscus eremicus (cactus mouse) is the source of this 9547-nucleotide messenger RNA. It is a transcript of the gene Zdbf2, whose product is annotated as zinc finger DBF-type containing 2. Gene Ontology annotation, biological process: epigenetic programming of gene expression; genomic imprinting. Gene Ontology annotation, molecular function: nucleic acid binding; zinc ion binding. NCBI's taxonomy places the organism in Eukaryota, Metazoa, Chordata, Mammalia, Rodentia, Cricetidae. The transcript is spliced from 4 exons. The record is from RefSeq and is a predicted model, not a curated record.
AGACGCUUGUCCAGAUUGGCGCAGCUGAAGACCUACCUGAUCUUGUCUACUCAAGUCUGACCAUUUGAGCUCAGCCAGUAGCCUCCUGACUGACUAGUUAAGAUGCAGAAAAGACAAGGGUACUGCAGCUAUUGCCGUGUGCAGUAUCCUAACCUGGAACAGCACUUGUUUAGUGCUCAGCACAGAAGCCUGACCAGACAGAGCCGGCGACGGACAGCUACCAGCAGCACUUUGAUGGAACGCUUCCUGCAGGAUGUGCUUCGACACCACCCAUACAAUUAUCAAGACAACAACGGGUAAGGUACGGCAGGGGCAGGGGCAGCAGCAGCAGCAGCAGCAGCAAAUCCUGAGUCACCUGAAGUGGUCGUUUUGGAUGACUCCGAUGAAAAGGAGGAUGAUACUACAGAGAGCACUGGAGAGCAGAACUCGGAGGAUUCGGAUUCUGUUGAAGAGAUAGAUUGUAGACCUGGUACUUCCCAGGAGUGUGCAGAGGUUGCAGUUCGACCAUCGGUUAUUCAAAGGCUGGAGCGGGGGCAGCAGCAGCCCUUGGAGUUGGCUCAGGAAGUUGAGAGUGGUGUGGAAAGAGUUAAUUCAGUCGGUGUUGAGGCUACAACUAGCGGAAAAGAGUUAGUGCGUCCCCCAGUGAUUUGUAAUGCUCCUGCCAGAGCCUUGCCUAGAGGCUCUGAGAGACCAGUUGCGGCUACCAGUGCUCCUCGGUUAGUACUGGCAGUUGCUUCAGAUUCCUUUCCAGCUUGUGACACAGAAAACCUUGAAACAUACUUUGACUCCCCAGAUCAGGGCACUAGCAAUCCGCCAUCUCAGCCCGAAACUAAAGACCCGAAAAAGAAACCUUUAAACAUAAAUUUAGACAAAUUGCUUGCACAGAAAAAUCUCAGAGCUCAGGGUGCGUCUUUUUCCCCUGUUGUACGAGUUCGUGAGUUAACAGGUGAUGAGCUUUGUUCUGUAAGAGCUGGGCUGUCUUCUGAGGCAGGGGAAGGCACAUCAGGAAACCCCAGUGACACUGACACACUAGCACGAGCGCUUCGUGAAGGUGCCAUUCCAAAGCGUCGGGAGGCAUCUCGUUCAGAGGUGGCUCGUCCCCAAGAAGAGACAUGUUUGGUCUUUAACAGACAGGAGCGCCCAGUGAGUUCUGACAUGACUUUCCAGCAUGGCUCUCUUCAGCUGGUACCUGGUCAUUCCCAAGCUGCAGUACACGACUUACGUUAUCUGGAGGAGGAAGAGGAGGAAGAAGAGGAAGAAGAAGAAGAAGAGGAACCUGAUCAAGAAGAGGAGAGCUAUGAAUCUAGAGGUUCUGACACGAGUUUUGACUCUGAGUCCUCUUGUCAGUCACCGAGUGCCCUAUCUGAACUGACGGCUAGAGAAAUAAAUGGAUCAGAAGAAACACAUGCUGACAAUGUACAGCCUCAGGAUGAAACACCUACUGUUUCUGGAGCAACUUCAGAUAAUGGCAGCAGUUCUCAUCAGGUGCCUACCAACCGUUCUCCAGUGAUUACACAGAACAUACAGCUCAUCAGUCUGGUUGAUGAAAGCUAUGAGUCCAGUGGCUCUGAAGAGAAUUUUGAUGGCGAUGACUCACUUCCGUCAGCUAGUCACUGCCCUCCACAGCCUGUGAGGGCAGCAAGCCUUCGUACACAGAUGGCCAUCCGUUUGGUCGACAGCUACGGAAGCGGCAGCUCUGAAGCAUGUGAAGAUUCUGGGUCCUCAGCUGAUGAGACUCCAGCAGCAGCAGGACAGCAACAACCUUCCAAGAAUGCCCAUGCACACCUGGUUGAUGAGAAUUACGGGUCAAGUAGUUUCAGUUCUGACAGUGAUGCGGCUCCCCAAAUGCCUGUUCGAGAAAGAAGCCCCAGAGACAGAGUUGUCCAACAGGAAAAUGAACAGCAACCCAGUAGUGCUGAAGCACAUCCUGAACGUGAUGGUUCUCUUGAGACAGUGUCUGAUGAAUCCCAGAGAGAAGCAGAAGAAAUAAAUGUUCCGAACCAGAGUACCAGCCGUGGGGAUAUGAACUGUGAGUCUCAUGGUCCUGAAAUGGGUUUUCAUGCUGAUGCUCACUUAGAGGCUGAUCAAUCUCCACUAAAUCCUGAGGAAGUAGAUCUUGACCUAGAAAAUCAGAGUGUUCACUCUGGCAUUUCUAACCUAAGUUCUGAUUCCCGUGCUUCUUAUCAGUCAGCUAAUGAUCAACCUCAAGGGGCUUGGGGUGAAGUAAAUCUUGAUGAGUUAAAUGUCGACAUGGAAGUUAAGAGCAAUGGGUGCUCCAGUUCUGAGUUGACAUUUGAUUCCGAUUCCCCUCUUCUGUCAGUUACUGAGCGGUCUCUGCUGGAUGUUGAAGGAAUAAACGAAGAUGACUUUAACCUGGAAGAUGAAAGCUGUGUGUCAAGUAGUUCUGACAUAACUUUUGAUUCUGAUAUUCCCGAUGACUCAGUAGCUGACCAACCUCAAGUAGCUGUUUAUGAGGAGGAACCUGUUGAUCUGGAAAAUAAGAGUAAUGCAUCUUGUGUUUCCGAAAUAACAUAUGAUUCUGAUAUUCCUCUUCAUUCAGGAAAUGAUCACCCUGAAGUAGCUGUUAAAGAAGUAAUCAUUCAGGAAGAAGAAAACGUUCAUUUAGAAGGGAAGAAUGACAGUCCCAGUGGUUCUGAAAUAUGUUUGGAUUCUAAUGCCCCUCUUCAUUCAGUGACUAAUUCUGAUGUAGCUGUUGAAAAGAUAAAUUCCCCUAACGAAGAGCAGGUACACACAGAACAAAAGGAAAAUGAACCUACUGAUUCUGAACUAGACACUCUUAACUCAAACCCUGGACGUUCUGAAGAUCCUAUUAUAGUAUGUGAUUCUGAAACAAAAUUGGAUUCUCAUAUCCCCUUUCAGUCAGUUAUUCGCAAAUGUGAAGUAAUUGUCAAAAAUGUAUGCCCUCCAAAAGAAAAGCAUGCUCAAUUGCCAAGUCAAAGCACGGAGUCUCAUUCUGAAAUCAAUUCAGCUUCUUCUUCUGCUCCUCAAGCAGUGACAGAACCUUACGUAGGUAAGAAAGCCAAGAGAAAGACAAAGCAUCUUGAGGAAGUCAAGAGCGAUGAUGAAUAUGACUGUCCACCAACUUUCCAUUCUGAUGGUUUGCCUCAGUUAAUGACUGAAAAACCUCAACCAGCUGCUUUGAAAGAGGGCCAUGCUGACCCAAAGGAUGAGAGCACUGAAGCCAGUCUGAAUACUGCUGGUUGUCUUGAUUCAGUCAUUAGCCAACCUCAGCCAGCCGAGAAGGAAGACCAUGUUGAACUGGAAGACACAAACAGCCAACCCAGUGAUUCUAAAGCAAGUGUUGAUUCUACUGGCCACUGUCAGUCACCACCUAAAGACGAUGUGAUCACAAAAAUGAGCCAGUGGAAAAACGAGGCAAAGGACCUUGAAAAGAAGAUCAGUGAACUUAUUUAUUCAAAACUAAUGCAUGAUUCUAGUGUUUCUUUUCGUUCUGCAAUGGAUCACCUUGAACUAGCUCUUAAACAAAUAAAUCUUGAUAGUAAUGAUCAAUUGCCCUCAGAAGAUAACAGCCAGGAUGCCAGUUCUGAAACAAAUUUGCACUCUGAUUUGUCAGUCCAGUCAGUAGUUGGAGCACCUGAAAUAACUGUUUUAGAGCCUGAACACGUUGAACUUGAAGGUAGGAAUAACGAGUCUUGUGAUUCUAAUGACUCUGUCCAAUCAAAGGCUGAUCAGCGUAGUGACAGUGAGGAAAACCAAAGUCAGAAGGAUAAAGAGGACACGGAGGGUAAGAAGGAUGAGGUGCAGGGUUUGGGAAAUACAUGUGUUUCCAAUGUCCCUCAGCCAUUGGCUGGCCAAACUGAAGUUGAAGUAGUUCAGGAGAUCAGCCAUUGGAAGGAGCAGGGGGAUUUGGAAGAUACAAUUGGUGAAUCUAGUGACUCACAAAUCAACUUACAUUCUGAUGAACCACUUCAGUCUGUGACUAAUACAACCCAAGAGCCUGCUGAAGAAAUACAUUUACUGAGGGAACAUGUUAGACCACAUGACAGUGACUGUGAGCCCUGUGGCUCUGAAAUAGUGGCUAUUUCAAAUGUCAUUUUUUGCUCAGUGACUCGGAAACCACAGUGUUUGCAAAAAGAGUGUGCCAGUUCGGAAGUAAAGAGCAGCAGUCCUUGUGGUCCUGAGGUGAGUGUUGAUUCCCAUGACGGUCCUGAAACGAAUUUGGAUUCCAGUGAUCCUUGUCAGUCAGUAGCAGGCCAUCUUCAGAAAACUGUCAAGGAAAUGACUCUGAAGGAAGACCAUAUUUACCUGGAAGAUAAGAGCUACAGGCUAGUUGAUUUUGAACCAACUUACUAUCCUGAUGAUCCUGUUCAGUUGGUGACAUAUCCAUCUGUGGAGGAUGCGUCUAUCACAGAAGUAAACUUGCAAAGAGAGACUCAUAAUGACCUAGAAAAUGAGACCUUCCAGCCAUGUUGUUCUGAAGUAACAUGCAGUUCUGGUGUUCAUCUACAGUCAGAAGUUGACCCACCUCAAGUGGCUUGCACAGUAGCAGAUCUUGAGAAGAAAGAGCUUGACAUAGAAGAAAAGUACAACGAAUCUUGUGAGCCAGAAGUGCUGUAUGAUUCUGACGUCUCUUUUCAGAUAGUAGUUAACCAGCUUCAAACAGCAGAUGAUGGAGAAACAGAUUCACCACAGGUGGUGUUUGUGGAUGUUGUGUCCAGUGAUAGUGAUUGUGACCGGGAAGUAAUUUCUGAUUCAAAUAUCCCUCUUCAGCUAGAAACUGAGCCACCUCAGUUGACUGUUAGAGAAACCAAUGAGAUAAACACAGAUUCUGUUGAUUCUGCAGCAAUAGAAAAGUACUAUUGCAAAUUCUGUGGUUGUGAUUAUGGAGCCUCUCAGUCAGUGACAAAUCAAUCCAAGGAAAGUUUCAAAAUAAUAAAUCGGAAGAAUGACUACAUUAUUCUGGGAGAUUCCACUUGUUCAUCUUGUGGUCAUGAACUCAAUUUCAAUGUUGAUGCCUCUGAACAGCCCAGUACCUGCCAGUUACAAGGGCCUGAUGGUAACUGUAUUGUCCCAGAAGUUAAGAACUAUGACUCUAAUUGUCCUGAUGCCUCUGAACAGCCCAGUACCUGCCAGUUACAAGGGCCUGAUGGUAAUUGUAUUGUCCCAGAAGUUAAGAACUAUGACUCUAAUUGUCAUGAUGCCUCUGAACAGCCCACUACCUGCCAGUUACAAGGAACUGAUCGUAGUUCUGUUGUCCCAGAAGUUAAGAAGAAUGGCUCUAAUCGUCAUAAAAGACGUUUCACUUCGGAAGAUACUGUCAAAAGCGUCAGUCCUUGGGAAGAGCCAAGAAGUGUUGCCUGUCGAGACAGCAACUGGGAAUCUAGCAGUUUUGCACCAGGCCCUCCUCUCUGUCCUAUGUCAGUGAUGAGCCGGACAACUGUGAUGCACAUCCCUUUGAAGAUACCAGAUGAGGAUCUAGAAACUUCUCCAUCUGACCUGCGUUUUUACUCUGAUUCUGACACUGAUGAACCUCAACCUGCCAAGAAAGCACGUUCCAGUAAGAAGAUAACUUUUGACAUGAAAGUAACUAAGUAUGAAUAUGAAGACUUUGAGGAAAUGGAAGGAAUGGAAGAGUUUGCAGAACUAUUUUUUCAAGUGCCACCUCAGGUUCCUCCAUUGGUUGUUGUAACACCUCGGUGUCAGAUGAGCGAAACUCCAUUGGUUGUUGAAACACCUCGGUGUCAGAUGAGUGAAACUCCAUUGGUUGUUGAAACACCUCGGUGUCAGAUGAGUGAAUCUCCAUUGGUUGUUGUAACACCUCGGUGUCAGAUGAGUGAAACUCCAUUGGUUGUUGAAACACCUCGGUGUCAGAUGAGCGAAACUCCAUUGGUUGUUGUAACACCUCGGUGUCAGAUGAGGGAAGCACCGUUGGUUGUUGAAACACCUCGGUCUCAGAUGAGCGAAACUCCAUUGGUUGUUGAAACACCUCGGUCUCAGAUGAGCGAAACUCCGUUGGUUGUUGAAGCACCUCGGUGUCAGAUGAGUGAAGCACGAUCAGUUGUUGGAACAACUUGGUCUCAGAUGAGCGAAAUUCCAUUGGUUGUUGAAACACCUCGGUCUCAGAUGAGCGAAACUCCAUUGGUUGUUGAAGCACCUCAGUCUCAGAUGAGUGAAACUCCGUUGGUGGUUGAAACACCUCGGUGUCAGAUGAGUGAAGCACGAUCAGUUGUUGGAACAACUUGGUCUCAGAUGAGCGAAAUUCCAUUGGUUGUUGAAACACCUCGGUGUCAGAUGAGUGAAGCACGAUCAGUUGUUGGAACAACUUGGUCUCAGAUGAGCGAAAUUCCAUUGGUUGUUGAAACACCUCGGUCUCAGAUGAGCGAAACUCCGUUGGUUGUUGAAACACCUCGGUGUCAGAUGAGUGAAGCACGAUCAGUUGUUGGAACAACUCGGUCUCAGUUGAGUGAAACUCCGUUGGUUGUUGAAGCACCUCGGUGUCAGAUGAGUGAAGCACGAUCAGUUGUUGGAACAACUUGGUCUCAGUUGAGAGAAAUUCCAUUGGUUGUUGAAGCACCUCAGUGUCAGAUGAGCAAAGCACGAUCAGUUGUUGGAACAACUCGGUCUCAGAUGAGCAAAGCACGAUCAGUUGUUGGCACACCUCGGUCUCAGAUGAGCGAAACUCCGUUGGUUGUUGAAACACCUCGGUGUCAGAUGAGUGAAACUCCAUUGGUUGUUGAAGCACCUCGGUGUCAGAUGAGCAAAGCACGAUCAGUUGUUGGAACAACUCGGACUCAGAUGAGUGAAACUCCAUUGGUUGUUGAAACACCUUGGUGUCAGAUGAGUGAAGCACGAUCAGUUGUUGGAAUAACUCGGUCUCAGAUGAGCGAAACUCCGUUGGUGGUUGAAACACCUCGGUGUCAGAUGAGUGAAGCACGAUCAGUUGUUGGAACAACUCGGUCUCAGAUGAGUGAAAUUCCAUUGGUUGUUGAAGCACCUCGGUCUCAGAUGAGCGAAACUCCGUUGGUUGUUGAAACACCUCGGUGUCAGAUGAGCAAAGCACGAUCAGUUGUUGGAACAACUCGGUCUCAGAUGAGCAAAGCACGAUCAGUUGUUGGAACACCUCGGUGUCAGAUGAGCGAAACCCCGUUGGUUGUUGAAACACCUUGGUGUCAGAUGAGUGAAACUCCGUUGGUUGUUGAAACACCUCGUUGUCAGAUGAGCAAAGCACGAUCAGUUGUUGGAACAACUCGGUCUCAGAUGAGCAAAGCACGAUCAGUUGUUGGAACACCUCGGUGUCAGAUGAGUGAAACACCGUUGGUUGUUGAAACACCUCGGUGUCAGAUGAGUGAAACUCCGUUGGUUGUUGAAACACCUCGGUGUCAGAUGAGCAAAGCACGAUCAGUUGUUGGAACAACUCGGUCUCAGUUGAGCGAAACUCCGUUGGUUGUUGAAGCACCUUGGUGUGAGAUGAGCAAAGCACGAUCAGUUGUUGGAACAACUCGGUCUCAGAUGAGCAAAGCACGAUCAGUUGUUGGAAAAACUCGGUCUCAGACGAGGAAAAAUAAGGUGAAAAGCAACGCACAGGAAUCUCAAGGUCAUCUCUCCAGUUGCUCUGAGACCAAGAAAGUUCUUCUGGGUGCAAAAGAAAAGACUGCCUGCUCUGACAAUAACCAGAACACCACAUCAGUUCACGCACUGCCACAUCUUGAAUUUAUUAAAGGUAAAGUUGGAGACACCAAUGACGUCUCAGUGGCUGUAGGUAAACCAUCUUGCUCCCUAGCAGAGGGGCUCCAUCAGCAACAUGGGCAUGUGGCUUCUGAGAACCAGGUAGAAGGAGUCAGAUGUGGAACUCAAGCAAGGUCUGGGAAGAAAAGAAAAAUGGCAGGACAAGAACGAUUAACAAAAGGGAAGCAUUCCCAACCUGACAGCCAGAAAAAGAAAACCCAAACUAAGAAAACAGAGUUACCCAAACCACAAACUAAAGCUUUGGAGCUUGGACAGCCCGAGUCCUUAGUCUCUAUUUUUUCUUCUCUAAGUAUGAAGGAAAAUCAGUCUUUGAAACCACCUAAAACAAAGCCUGGCAGGCAGAGGGAUUUACGAUUCACAUACAGUUGUAAAAAGCACAGCGCUCCUAGCCCAGCACAUAAGAAACCUGUGACUAAUCCUCCACAGACCCCAGCGGUAGCAGACCGUGACAAACACCACGAGGUAGCUGGCAGUGGUGUCAGCAAGACUGACCCAAAGCCCAGUGCAGGAGAGAGUGGUGCCGACAGACCAAGCCCAAGCCCAGGUGUGGCUUCAAGAGCCAUUCUGGCAAUGCCGAAGAAAAGAAUCGUGUUCAGGAUCCUUGGGGCCAGCCAGUCUUCACCUCCAGAAAAUUCAGGUGUGGGUGCUCCUGCAGUUCCAAAGGAUAACAAUUUCCAGCAAACUCUUUCAAAUCGUGACAGUGCCAGAAUUAUUCCCAAAUUAAUUCUAAAGGAGGUUAUAGACAGUAAAAAUCAAAAGAAAUUUUGGAAAAAGAAGAUGGCCGCUACACAUCAAUCAAGCUUACUCAAGAACACUUACAAAACAGUGGCUGUCCGGAAAAGAACAAAAUUUUCAGAAAAAAUGGCUCUUUGGGUUCAGCUGCUAGCAACCGACAUCGUUAGGAAGUAUGUUGGUGGAUGCCGUAGUUUUACACGCCGGAGGCGUCAGUCAAAGACUGUUUUUAUUCGAAUGCAGCUGAGGAAGAAGAAGAUUGUCGCCAGGAAGAUAAAGAAGGCCAAGAGAGCAGCAGCUGAAGCGCGUGCGCUUGCGCGUGCGCGUGCGCGCUCGCGCCUCUGCGUCAUCUCAGUUGUCCCAGCUGUUCCUGAAGAGCCGUCCUGCAGCAGCGCUGCAGGGCCUGCAGUGCUGCCUGCUGUCCCGAAUGCUGCGAAUGCUGCGGGGGUAAAGCGCUACCGGAAAACCUACUACCGAAGGAAGAAGAAGAAGCUGCUUCCUGUGAGAGAGUAUGACCUGAGAAGCUCAAGUUCCACAUCAAACGGGAGGGUGACACGUCUCACAAGCAGAUCGAGAAGCAGUGAGGCAAAAUAAAAGCGCAUAUCGUAGCUGAUGGAGAGAUCCGUCCUCACUUGGACGGAACACAUUCGGACUUGAGUGAACGUACUUUUCCCAGCUUUGUUGGGGAAACUGACCUUACACUAUCCUUACACUAUUUUGCUACAGAUAUUAUUUUUCAGAGAUUUUAUAUUCAUUUAAGAUUAGUGUUUAGGGUCCUUUUUUUUCUUUUAAAGGUUUAAAAGCAAACUUUGUCCCGUUUCUGUAGAAGAGCUUCAUCUUAAUUUGUCUUAUAAUUUAGCAUAGAAUUUUGUCCCUUAAAUCAUGUCCACAUUCAUUUCCUCUGGAAAUCUUUCGUGCCAAAAAGUUAUAACACUGGGAGAAUGAACAUAGCAAACUUAUUAAUGUCAUCUUAAACAAUUGGACAGACGUCUUUACUGAAUUACCACGCUUACAAGUUGAAUCGUCAAUAAGUAUUCUAACUGGAUGAAUAAAAAGAGCGACAUUGUGCUGUCUGAGUUUUCGACUA